CUUUGUGGCCGCUUCCACACAUAGUACAGGUGCAGGCUCUGCUUCCCGGGGUUGUUCUUGUAAUGUACAGUGCUGUUAGCCUCCAAGGAACACACAAGCCGACGCUGCCCCCGUACCAUAGAUACGCCGAUGAGGAGCCAUGGCGUGCUCUAGCAUGAUACAAGGGGCUUGCCUGCUCCUCCUUUACGAGACCGGGUUCGGCCCAGAGUUACAAGUAAGCCUGCAUCGGACCAAUAUAAAUCGGCCCUCUGUUUCCUCGGUUCUCUUUCAGUCUUUUUCUCUAGAAAUCCAGAGUUCCUCUUCUUUAUUAGUCACUUCAUCCCGAGUCUCUACACCCUAGACCUCCUGAUCUGCACGUCGAGCCCCGCUGCACCAGCACCAUCAACCCGAUCACAAGUUCCUACGUCCAAAUGCAUUUUUCAAACUUCUCCAACCUGCUCUCCGUGAUCUUCAUGCUCCUCCUAGUGAUCGCUGGCGCUACAGGGCGCUUCACAUGUGCGAGGUCGCACUAUGGAUAUUGUACAUUCGAGGACCGAUUAACCAUUCCAAUAAACUAUGCCUUCGGCCCGGCCUUCGCACCGCAAUCUAAUAGUAAUGAUCUGGUCUUGACAUGCGAGCACUCGAAACUUCCCGUCGGAACUCCAAAAGGCACGUGCUGCGAUAGAUCUGUGGGGGACGUCUUUUUCCGGAGUGACGAUGAUCCAUUGAUAGUCUAUUACGAUGAUUACAACAAACAUGGAUGUCAUGAAGCUUCUAAUACCAAGUAACUGAUUUCGACGUAACCACCCUCACAAUGAUCAUCGAAAAUUACCACCACAUCACUCAUCGCGAAUUCUCGCAACCACAAUCUCGGGCUCUGAACUUACAUAGGACGUGAAGAAAUCCAGUCUCUUGGAAAUUAUCAUGCUAUCUUUUCCCUUUUUCUCCUGUGUGACAAAUUUAGUUCUAUGUAUCUGAUCACAACAAAGUGCUUGAUACAAAUCCGAGACCUAGACGCUAGUCUGGUGGCGGGACAUGAUUCAAUUGGAAUCCAGAACAUAGCAAGAGAGACAGAAAUAAGGCUUUUUUUCCUGAUAGGAUAGGAUAGAUACUAUUGAACCCAUGCUCAAAGAAAUAA
Puccinia graminis f. sp. tritici CRL 75-36-700-3 is the source of this 1117-nucleotide messenger RNA. RefSeq lists its product as uncharacterized. The transcript has 3 exons. Lineage: Eukaryota; Fungi; Basidiomycota; Pucciniomycetes; Pucciniales; Pucciniaceae. The record is from RefSeq and is a predicted model, not a curated record. The coding region runs from base 411 to 767 and encodes 118 amino acids.